AUGGCUGACGUUUUCUCGGCCAACGACUCCACGGCGUCUCAGGACGUGGCCAACCGCUUCGCUCGCAAAGGGGCGCUGAGGCAGAAGAACGUGCACGAGGUGAAGGACCACAAAUUCAUCGCCCGCUUCUUCAAGCAGCCCACCUUCUGCAGCCACUGCACCGACUUCAUCUGGGGGUUUGGGAAACAAGGCUUCCAGUGCCAAGUUUGCUGUUUUGUGGUUCACAAGAGGUGCCAUGAGUUUGUUACGUUUUCUUGUCCGGGUGCGGAUAAGGGACCUGACACUGAUGACCCAAGGAGCAAGCACAAGUUUAAAAUCCACACCUACGGAAGCCCCACCUUCUGUGAUCACUGUGGGUCAUUGCUGUAUGGACUUAUCCACCAAGGGAUGAAAUGUGACACCUGCGACAUGAAUGUUCACAAGCAGUGUGUCAUCAACGUCCCUAGCCUCUGUGGGAUGGAUCACACGGAGAAGAGAGGGCGCAUCUACCUGAAGGCCGAAGUCACUGACGAGAAGCUCCACGUCACAGUACGAGAUGCAAAAAAUCUAAUCCCUAUGGAUCCAAAUGGGCUUUCAGAUCCUUAUGUGAAGCUGAAGCUUAUUCCUGAUCCUAAGAAUGAAAGCAAACAAAAAACCAAAACCAUCCGCUCUACGCUAAACCCCCAGUGGAAUGAGUCCUUCACCUUCCCUCUGGCCUCCCCACCCUUCGGCGACAAAGCUGGUAGAGUGUCCACCCGCUGUCUCUCCCAGUGCAUGACUUACGAGACCCAGAAAGCCAAGCUUGGCCCUGCUGGGAACAAAGUCAUCAGUCCUUCAGAAGACAGGAAACCUUCCAACAACCUCGACCGGGUGAAACUCACAGACUUCAAUUUCCUCAUGGUUCUGGGGAAGGGGAGUUUUGGAAAGGUGAUGCUUGCUGACAGGAAGGGCACAGAAGAGCUGUAUGCCAUCAAGAUCCUCAAGAAGGACGUGGUGAUCCAGGAUGACGACGUGGAGUGCACCAUGGUGGAGAAGCGCGUGCUGGCCCUGCUCGACAAGCCUCCGUUCCUGACACAGCUCCACUCCUGCUUCCAGACAGUGAUUCAGCAAGUCGGAAAAUUCAAGGAGCCACAAGCAGUAUUCUAUGCAGCAGAGAUUUCCAUUGGCUUGUUCUUUCUUCAUAAAAGAGGAAUCAUCUACAGGGAUCUGAAGUUAGAUAAUGUCAUGCUGGAUUCAGAAGGACAUAUCAAGAUUGCUGACUUCGGGAUGUGCAAGGAACACAUGAUGGAUGGCGUCACCACCAGGACCUUCUGUGGGACUCCAGAUUACAUUGCCCCAGAGAUAAUCGCUUAUCAGCCGUAUGGCAAAUCCGUGGACUGGUGGGCAUAUGGCGUCCUGUUAUAUGAAAUGCUUGCUGGCCAGCCUCCCUUUGACGGUGAAGAUGAAGAUGAACUCUUUCAGUCGAUAAUGGAGCAUAACGUUUCUUAUCCAAAAUCCUUGUCCAAGGAGGCCGUUUCCAUCUGCAAAGGAGUGAUGACCAAACACCCUGCCAAGCGGCUGGGCUGUGGGCUCGAAGGUGAACGGGAUGUGAGAGAACACGCCUUCUUCCGGAGAAUCGACUGGGAGAAGUUAGAGAACAGGGAGAUCCAGCCUCCCUUCAAGCCCAAAGUGUGUGGCAAAGGAGCAGAAAACUUUGACAAGUUCUUCACACGAGGGCAGCCCGUCUUAACGCCGCCUGACCAGCUGGUCAUUGCUAAUAUAGACCAGUCUGAUUUUGAAGGGUUCUCGUAUGUCAACCCCCAGUUUGUGCACCCCAUCUUACAGAGCGCAGUAUGA
Messenger RNA from Orycteropus afer afer, 1815 nucleotides. It is a transcript of the gene PRKCA, whose product is annotated as protein kinase C alpha. The transcript is spliced from 16 exons. NCBI's taxonomy places the organism in Eukaryota, Metazoa, Chordata, Mammalia, Tubulidentata, Orycteropodidae. The record is from RefSeq and is a predicted model, not a curated record. Gene Ontology annotation, biological process: protein phosphorylation. Bases 1 to 1815 code for a protein of 604 amino acids. Gene Ontology annotation, molecular function: zinc ion binding; ATP binding; diacylglycerol-dependent serine/threonine kinase activity.